AUGAAUCCAGAAGAAGAACAGGGUCGAACCUUGGUGGAGGUGAUCAGGGAACGGUACAGUCCAGAGAACUUCCCCUGGUGCACAGGUCCUAUAAGGACGGUGUUCGUGCCCAGCACAGGUCCUCAAGGUUCCCAUUUGAAAGACCGUGUGAACCUGCCCAGUGUGAUGGUGCUGGAUGGCUGGGGCGUCAGCCAGGCAGGAGACCAGGCGUGGAUCGUGGCUUUCUGUGCUCACGUCACAAAGCUGGACUUGUCCCACAACAAGCUGCAGGACUGGCCCGAGAUAAAUAAAAUUGUCUCCAACACCCCGAACCUGGAGUCCCUGAACCUGAGCUACAACCACCUGGCAGGACUGACCCUGGAGCCCUGGUGCACCAAAGCCUUCUCCGGGGUCCGUAGUCUUAGCCUGAACAACACCAAAGUGUCCUGGGACACCGUGCUGCUGCUCAUUCGGGAGAUACCUGAGCUGGAGGAGUUGUUCCUGUCCCUCAAUGGCUACAGCAGUCUGAGUGCUCCCAGUGUGGCCUGUCCCAGCCUGCGCCUGCUCCACAUCACCCACAACAGCCUCCAGGACUGGGCCGAGGUCCGCAAGUUCAGCUCCAUGUUCCCCGGCCUGGAGACGCUGGUCAUGGCCAACAACAACCUGGCUUCCAUUCAGGACAACAAAGACGUCCUGCAGCGGCUCUUCCCCAACCUGCGCAGCAUCAACCUGCACAACUCAGGUCUACACCGAUGGGAAGACGUUGAGAAGUUGAACUUCUUCCCCAAGUUGGAGGAGGUGCAGGUGCAGGGCAUUCCCUUACUGCAGACCUUCACCGAAGAGGAGCGAAUACACCUCAUGAUAGCACAGCUUCCUGCAAUCUCCUGGAUAAACGGCAGCAUUGUGACUGACUGCGAGCGGGAAGCUGCCGAGAGGUUCUUCAUCCGUUACUACUCCGUCCACCCUGAAGAGGAGCAGCCUGUCAGAUACCAUUCCCUGGUCACCAAGUAUGGGAAGCUGGAGCCACUUGCCGAGGUCGACCUCCAGCCUCGCUGCUGCGCCCAGGUGGAGGUGCACUGGGAAGAAAAAGUGCAACAGCUGACCAUCCGAUUGGACCAGACAGUAGCUGGGCUGAAGAAGCAGCUGAGGACGGUGGUCCAGAUGUCCACCAGGAGCAUGAGGCUGUACUACAUCGACAGGACCAGCGUCUCCGGCCCAGAGGAAAUGAAGUUCAACACCUGGGCCCUCCACUCCUACAGCAUCCAAGAUGGUGAUCAGCUGCUGGUGGUACCCAAGACCAAAAGGAAAGCAGGCGUCAAACUGGCUGAUUAGAGUCUCUUCUUUAUUGACUGGUUGAUUUGAUUAUUUAUUUGCUGGUUAACUGGCAUUGCAGAAUAAUAGGAAUACGCAUGAUCUGGAUCUGCCCCCUUGUGGGAACAGAGAGAAUUGCAAUUUAUUUGUACGGCACCGCAACACCACAAACAUUGUUGAGCCAACUUGAGUUAUCCUCAGGUUGCUCCUACAAAUAAAUCUAUGGACAGAUCGAUGAAUGUGCAAUGCAGUAUUCAUCAUGUGAU
Pleuronectes platessa (European plaice) is the source of this 1556-nucleotide messenger RNA. RefSeq names its product tubulin-specific chaperone cofactor E-like protein. The transcript is spliced from 9 exons. Lineage: Eukaryota; Metazoa; Chordata; Actinopteri; Pleuronectiformes; Pleuronectidae. Gene Ontology annotation, molecular function: alpha-tubulin binding. Gene Ontology annotation, biological process: protein folding. Bases 1 to 1311 code for a protein of 436 amino acids. The record is from RefSeq and is a predicted model, not a curated record.